Molecule: messenger RNA, 2573 nt
Organism: Ornithodoros turicata
Lineage: Eukaryota; Metazoa; Arthropoda; Arachnida; Ixodida; Argasidae
Product: endothelin-converting enzyme 1-like
Exons: 2
Coding region: 143-2455 (770 amino acids)
Biological process (GO): protein processing
Cellular component (GO): plasma membrane
Molecular function (GO): metalloendopeptidase activity
Source: RefSeq, a predicted model, not a curated record
GCAGCACGCACCUCACGUGUGUGACCAUCGUUUAGGCCAUCAUACCUCGUCUUCCGAACAGUCAAGCGUCAUCACUCUGCAUCCGUGAGGAGGCUCUGCUUCCAACAAGCUCUCUAACGUUCAGGGAACACUUAUCAAGAUUAUGGAGAAACGCGCCUCUCCGGCGAGCUUGAAGGGUCGCACCAGCCACACCGCUUCCCCCGCGUUCAAACAUGUUGGGUUUCCCGUGGAUGCGAAGCAUCGCCGUCGGUACCAUCAUUUGCACGGCUCUGCGGCUCAUUCCCCGCACCGUCUGUCACCAACCCACAGUCACCGCCCUAGCGGAAAGCACGACACAUCGCCACGUGACUCCUUGUCCUCUCCGGGCAUAUCACCGUCAAAGACAGUACUCGGCGAAGGCUCCUCACAAUUUUCGAGUCCGUCAUCCGCGACCACGAAGCUAUCGCCGCUCAUAUCUACCACCGAGCGCCUCGCGAGCAGUUCUAAGAGAACCAAACACAAAAAGUUGUCUUCCACGCUCAAAAGCAUUGCCUUCCUUGCCAUCGUGGGGGUCAUGCUCUUGGCCCUUCUUCUCAAGGUAGUAUUGAAGUCCCAACCCCUAAUGGCUGAGAACUGCGUCACCACUGCUUGCCGACAGUACGCAACUUACUUACGUGGCACUAUGAAUGAGACCAUUAACCCGUGCGAUAACUUUUAUGGUUAUGUGUGCGGAAAGAUAUCACGCACGUAUUCGAUAGCCGAAGACACAGUCGUAGUCUUCAGGGACGAAAUCAUCGAGAAGGCCAGGUUACACGUACCGCAUUUGUCCAAGCAGACAGCAGUCGACAAGGCAGUCCUUUUCUUUCGGAGCUGCGAAGACGUCUUGAACUACGAGGACGACGGACAGUUACCCCUGGUAAAGCUCGUUCUUCACGACGUUGGAAUAACUUGGCCAUCACCUUCAAGGAAUCCUGAUGUGUUGUUCACCAUGCUUCGUCUUUCUUCGUAUUGGCUGUGGGACACCUUUAUUACAAUACAAUGGACUAUCAGCUCUGGUGUAGUCGCAGCGUUGGAAGUUGGGCCUUCACCCCAUUUACCGGCUCUACUCAGGCAAAGAAACACCGUCCUAAGGGCAAACAAAUAUUAUGACUACUUUGCCACCAUCUACGAAUCAUUCAGUCCAUCCAAUACGACCGCCAAUUCAGCGUUUGAGGAAAUCACAUCCGUCGAACGUGAUGCAGUUCCUCUGUUUGAAGCCAGAAUAUAUUCCGAUCAAGUCAGGGCUGUGACUACGGUCCGUGAGUUCAACUACACCGCUCCACAGAUCUCGAGUGAGCGCUGGUUCAAAGGUCUGAAGACUCACUUCUACGACCUCGUUGCGUCCAACCCUGCAGUGUACGUCAACCACGUUCGUUUUAUUCAACUGAUACCGAUACUGAUCGAAAGAAUGGGGGAACAAAACUUUCAUCUGUACCUCAGUUGGACGGUCGUGCAGAGGUUGAUCCUGCUCAGCAACGCGAAGCUCGUAAUGAACUACCACGGUAAUUUGGAAGCUGCUAGGUUGAACCACAGGAUUUUCUGCUAUCACAUGGUUCAAGAAAAAAUGGGUUUUGCACUCCUUUCGACAUACGUAUCCGGCAUAUACACACGGUUUGUUAAAAAUGACAUUAGUAACAUCAUGGAUAACGUGCGUGCAACAUUGGGGGAUCUGUAUUCAAAGAACUUUGAUCAGACUGAUACCUUCAGAGCAACGAAUCUGCGUACAGACUCUGUGCUAACGUAUCUGGACACCUUCCUCGUGCAGAACGUCGAAGCGUACUACGCCAACUAUAGCACAAUGGCUAGCAAAGUUGUCGGUAACUACAAGAUCAGCUGUGAAGGCGUCAGGAGAACCACGUAUACUCAGUACACCAGACUUCAUCACUACAGAACAGCGGAUGACAGUGAAGUUGCAGUGGUUGAUCACAUCAAAGGCGAAAUUAUACUGGCCCCUACCGUACUCGAACUGCCGUACUACGACGAGAUGGUCCCCUUGUGUGUGAAGUACGCUGCGUUUGGGUCGGCAGUUGCAGAGUCGCUGACGAAGCUGCUCCUGAGCACGUAUCCAGAAUGGCACGAAAAUUCGAGAAAAAGGAUUCAUCAGACAGCUCAAUGCUUGACCGGACAGGAGUCAUCUUCUGAGACAGGUGUUCGAAACGAUACGCGAACCAUGCACACUAUCGCUACAAUAGCAGCAAUAGAUAUUCUUUUAUCGGUCAUCAAGAGGAAAACAAACCAUGCGAAAGGGAUAGGCACACUAUCACCGGACAAGACCUUUUUCGUGAUAUGGUGCUAUGUCUUGUGCGGUACCGGCGGCAACUCCAGGGAACUCUGUAACGACCCGUUAAGACACGUUGAUGAGUUUGCCGAAGCGUUUGGAUGCGCGAAGAACAGUUCGAUGAGAAAAGAUCCAACCUGUAAGCUGUUUUCUGCUUGAGUACUUGGCUAUUUGAAGAAUCCCGAAGGCUUGUUUUAUUUCAUGCAGGGAUGAUAAUCCAUUGAUACUGAGAUAAGCGGAUGAGAAGUGUAAUUAAAUAAGUGGAAAGAUAAACGCA